UCUGAACCUCCUCCGCCUUCUUCUUCCCCCAAAACAAAAUCUCAAAAGACAAAAGAAAAAAAACCUCAUACAAAAAUGGCUGGUGGACAUGGUGAAAAGCACCACCGGCCUAGUAAGAAACACAAAUCAUCCUCCUCCUCUGCAAAGAUAACCGAGAACGUAGAUGAUGAGAGUGCUUAUUACGGAGAAGAAUUCGAUGAUGAUAAUAAUCGAGAUGGUGAUAGAGAAGGGUAAAAGAUGGAUUUCACAAAACUAGAACUAAAACCAGAUCAUUUGAACCGUCCAUUAUGGGCUUGUGCUGAUGGUAGAAUCUUUCUUUAAACAUUCUCAUCAUUGUAUAAACAAGCUUAUGAUUUCCUUAUUGCAAUUGCUGAGCCGGUUUGUAGACCGGAGUCGAUGCAUGAGUAUAAUUUGACACCACAUUCGUUAUAUGCUGCGGUAUCAGUUGGCCUUGAGACUGAAACUAUCAUUAGUGUGCUGAAUAAAUUGUCGAAAACGAAGUUACCAAAAGAAAUGAUUGAUUUUAUAUAUGCUUCUACUUCUAAUUAUGGGAAAGUGAAGCUUGUGCUUAAGAAGAAUCGGUAUUUCGUUGAAUCUCCGUUUCCAGAGGUGUUGAAGACGUUGCUGCGGGAUGAGGUCAUUUAUAGAGCAAGGCUUUCUUCUGAGGGUUCAGCUGGGACUGAUUCUUUCACGAUUAGCAAAGCCAUAGGAGAGGUAGAAGGUACUCAUGAUGAGUUGCUGAAUGGAAUUGAAUUGGCAGCAGCUGAAGAAAAAGAAACACAUGCCUUUGAAGUCGAUCCUGCCCAGGUGGAAAAUGUGAAGCAACGUUGUUUGCCGAAUGCUUUAAAUUACCCUAUGUUGGAGGAGUAUGACUUCAGAAACGAUACGGUUAACGCUGACCUGAACAUGGAACUAAAGCCUCAAGCACAACCACGACCUUAUCAGGAAAAGAGUCUUAGUAAAAUGUUUGGAAAUGGUAGAGCAAGAUCAGGCAUUAUUGUUCUCCCUUGUGGAGCAGGAAAGUCGUUAGUUGGAGUUUCCGCAGCUUGCCGAAUACGCAAGAGUUGCCUUUGUCUUGCAACAAAUGCUGUUUCUGUGGAUCAGUGGGCAUUUCAGUUCAGCUUGUGGUCUACUAUUAGAGAAGAUCAAAUAUGUCGAUUCACGUCUGAUAGUAAGGAAAGAUUCCGUGGUAACGCUGGGGUUGUUGUGACCACAUAUAACAUGGUGGCAUUUGGUGGUAAGCGAUCCGAAGAAUCUGAGAAAAUUAUUGAAGAGAUAAGGAAUAGAGAGUGGGGAUUACUUCUUAUGGACGAGGCGCAUGUGGUUCCUGCGCAUAUGUUUCGUAAAGUCAUCAGUAUAACAAAAUCACAUUGCAAGCUUGGACUUACUGCAACACUAGUGAGAGAAGAUGACCGUAUUACGGAUUUAAAUUUUCUUAUUGGUCCAAAAUUGUAUGAAGCCAACUGGUUGGACUUGGUAAAAGGAGGGUUUAUUGCGAAUGUCCAGUGCGCUGAAGUAUGGUGCCCGAUGACAAAGGAGUUCUUUGCUGAGUAUUUGAGAAAAGAAAAUUCCAAGAAAAAACAGGCUCUGUAUGUGAUGAAUCCAAACAAAUUCCGGGCGUGUGAGUUCCUGAUUCGGUUUCACGAACAGCAGCGUGGUGAUAAGAUUAUUGUUUUUGCUGAUAAUCUUUUUGCGCUUACCGAGUAUGCCAUGAAGCUUCGGAAACCUAUGAUUUAUGGUGCCACCAGCCACCAGGAGAGAACAAGAAUUCUUCAUGCUUUUAAAAACAGUCCAGAUGUUAAUACUGUUUUCCUUUCGAAGGUUGGUGAUAACUCAAUAGAUAUCCCUGAGGCCAAUGUGAUUAUCCAGAUCUCAUCUCAUGCCGGUUCCCGACGUCAGGAAGCCCAACGUUUGGGUCGUAUUCUGAGAGCAAAGGGUAAACAUCAAGAUCGAAUGGCUGGAGGCAAGGAGGAGUACAAUGCCUUUUUCUAUUCCCUAGUAUCUACUGAUACACAGGAGAUGUACUAUUCUACUAAGAGGCAACAGUUUUUGAUCGAUCAAGGUUACAGCUUUAAGAUCAUCACAAGUUUACCACCAGCAGAUUCCGGAUCAGAUCUAAGCUAUCACACCCGCGACGAUCAACUACAACUUCUCGGCAAGGUACUAAAUGCAGGUGAUGAUAUGGUUGGUUUGGAGCAAUUAGAUGAGGAUACCGAUGAUAUUGCACUUAUAAAAGCACGUCGCACUAUGAGAUCUAUGAGUCACAUGUCUGGUGCUGAUGGCAUGGCUUACAUGGAAUUCACCAAGGGGAAGUAUCCUGGACAGGGGCAUCUUAAAAGUAUUAAGCCUAAGGACCCGACAAAGCGACACAGCUUGUUCAAAAAGCGAUUUGGUUGAAACACAGCUUGUUCAAAAAGCGAUUUGGUUGAAACGCAGCUUCAUAUCUCAGGGAUACUGACAACUUUUAUAUGUUCUGUUGUUAGCACGUCAAUACUUUCCCGAGCGUGAUAAGAACACUCGAGGAAAAAUCAGAGAAAUGUAUAUAAUGUUCGGAUGAUUCAAAUUCUUGAACUAUGUAAAAUCUCUCAACUAUGUAAAAUCAGAGAAUCUGACAUUUAUUUU
Messenger RNA from Papaver somniferum (opium poppy), 2622 nucleotides. Its product is annotated as general transcription and DNA repair factor IIH helicase subunit XPB1. Gene Ontology annotation, molecular function: ATP binding; 3'-5' DNA helicase activity; DNA binding. Gene Ontology annotation, biological process: nucleotide-excision repair; transcription initiation at RNA polymerase II promoter. The record is from RefSeq and is a predicted model, not a curated record. NCBI's taxonomy places the organism in Eukaryota, Viridiplantae, Streptophyta, Magnoliopsida, Ranunculales, Papaveraceae. The coding region runs from base 397 to 2397 and encodes 666 amino acids. Gene Ontology annotation, cellular component: nucleotide-excision repair factor 3 complex; transcription factor TFIIH holo complex; transcription preinitiation complex. The transcript has 19 exons.